This is a messenger RNA of Metschnikowia bicuspidata var. bicuspidata NRRL YB-4993, 975 nucleotides long. It is a transcript of the gene GVP36, whose product is annotated as Gvp36p. NCBI's taxonomy places the organism in Eukaryota, Fungi, Ascomycota, Pichiomycetes, Serinales, Metschnikowiaceae. The transcript has a single exon. Bases 1 to 975 code for a protein of 324 amino acids. The record is from RefSeq and is a predicted model, not a curated record.
AUGGAUUUUAAUUUUUCAGCCUUCAAAAACAACUUGAAAUCAUUUGGCGACAAGGUCAGCAUCGAGUUCAACAAUGAAGUCUUACCCUUUGCGCAGAGAACCACUCGCUUAGUUCAGGAGAGAAUGGGCAAUGUUAACGUGGAUGAAAUUAGCCAGUUGCCAUCCGAAUACGUUGAGCUAGCCAACAGAUGCAACAAUGUAGAAAAGCUUUACAAGAACAUCUUGAAAGUAACGCAAAAUUACGAGAACGAGUCGUACGAUUACCCGAUUAAUUUGCAAGAAUCGUUCACUGAAUUUGGCAAGAAUAUUUCUGACAGGUUCUCCAACCUAUCCAAAGCAACUACUCCCGCAGAGGCACAAGCGGCUUUGGUUACCCCAAAUGGCGAGUUCAAACCACCAAAGACUAUGUAUCACGCUCUUGCACGGGCCACUGACGGGUCCAUCUUAACGGCUUCUGCAGACGCCAACCAAGACCCUUUGAUCAAAGCAUUAGACUUGUACUCCUCCAACUUGAGCAAAAUUGCCAAUGCCAGAUUAGGUCAGGACCAACUAAUCAAAACAAAGUUCAACGCACCUUUGUCCACAACUUUACGUUCGCUUCUUGGUCAAAGCUCCUCGAUUCAAAAAAGAGUGGAAGAGAAAAGAAUCAACUACGAUGUUUCCAGACAGGCAUUAGCCAGCUGUUCCAACCCGUCAAAAGAGCCGCAAUUGAGAGUAUCUAUGGAGAAUGCCGAAGAUGACUUUGCUAACACGGUUGAAGACGCGCUCUCCGUGAUGCAGAAUGUGUUAGAACAAGCCAAACCAAUUGAGGAAAUCUUAGAACUUGUUAAGGCGCAAUUGGCUUAUCACAAAUUAGCCAGCGAGUUGCUCGGUGGCAUGAUUGGUGAUAUCGAAGGUUUAGCUGAUGAAAAUUCAAAGUUGCAGGGCAGCCAGCUGAGCCAGCGUAACUCUGAGUCUGGAGACUUCGAUAUCUAG